This is a messenger RNA of Dermatophagoides pteronyssinus (European house dust mite), 492 nucleotides long. RefSeq lists its product as uncharacterized. Gene Ontology annotation, molecular function: signaling receptor activity; ligand-gated monoatomic ion channel activity. Lineage: Eukaryota; Metazoa; Arthropoda; Arachnida; Sarcoptiformes; Pyroglyphidae. The record is from RefSeq and is a predicted model, not a curated record. Gene Ontology annotation, biological process: monoatomic ion transport. Gene Ontology annotation, cellular component: membrane.
AUGAUUGAUUUACCUGGUUCAACAUCAUUUACAAUGAGAAUCGGUAUGAAUCAUUUAAUGUUAGCAUUCAUAUUUGAUCAAACAAAUUCAUCGAUAAUGACAGAAUUUGAACAACAUCUUCGACAAUUCAAUCCGAUUAAUGAAACAAUUUCAUUUAAUUUUGAUUAUUAUAAUCGUUUGGAACAAUUUGUAAAUGAAACCGAAACAGAUUGUCCAUAUUCAUUUAUAAUGGCAAUAACAUCAUGUGAACAAAAUUCUCAAUUAUAUCGUCAUAUUCGAAUACAUUGUUAUGAAUCAAUAUUGUUUACAUUUUUUGAAUCAAUUUGUGAACGACCACCAAAAGAUAUUGGAUUCGGUAUACCGAAUAUUCGUUCAGUUGAUAAAAUUUUACCAUUAAUUUAUGAUGUUGGUCUUGUAUUACCGGAUUCAUCUAAACAAAUUAUUAUUCUUUAUGAAAAUAAUUUAGGUAUUUUAUUGUUUUUUUUAACUUGA